This is a messenger RNA of Ectocarpus sp. CCAP 1310/34, 1995 nucleotides long. The record is from the annotation of a GenBank genome assembly. NCBI's taxonomy places the organism in Eukaryota, Phaeophyceae, Ectocarpales, Ectocarpaceae.
AUGGACUCUUUCGGCCAUCCGCUGGUCCCUCCGGGCUGCUGCUGCUGGUGCCGCCGCCAGCCAUCCUGUGGCACACAACAACCUACUCCUCUCUCUGUCCCUACUCGGCCCAGGAUGAACUCUCCUAGAAGAAGAAGCACCCGUGCGGAGGGCGUCCGCUUCAGGCCGCCGGCAUGGGCUUGACCGCCUCUGCGGUGAGCGACGCCUGCUGCACGCGCAAGCCUGCCCCUGCCUGCUGAGGCCUGCAAAUACUGUGGGACGAUGAGGGGUCUUCAUCGUAGAGAGGCCGGACCGACGAGUUCGUGUUCCAAGCCUGGGCAUCGAGCAAUGUCAAGACACGUCUGAAGAUGGGCGGCAAGACGUUCGUCGCAGGCGUUUCCUCGCGGACGUCUUCGCGAAGUGCUUCACCACGUUGCGUUGGCUACGACAGCGCAUCAUCGAAGGGUGUGUGCCGCACGCAAUACACUGCUGUCGUGAAGUUUGAGGAGAGAUUUCACUCACCCUACAGCAGCAGUCGUCCCUAGGCUCGUCGCGCGUGCGCCCUCGCGUGUGGUCCUAAUGGAUUACUGCUGUCCAAGCACACUGUGGCUCGCGACCACCACGACAGGGCGACUACCUUCUGUAUGUUGUCGGUGAGGCUCCACCUGCAGGGCAACACGUCGACGAAACGGGUUGCGAUUUCCGCCCAAGGGAUGAAAAAUUUGAAACGUAGACCAGCCACGACGUUUUUGUUGGUAUUGAGAACUGCUGCAGAAAGUGCGCAUUUGUUGCCAUCAACCGUGUCUUUCGUAGUUUGCGAGCGAGGGAGGAGCCGACUCCUACGGAGUUGGCUGCCGCCGUUGCCCGUAGACACCUAACUCAAACGAGAACGAUGAUUGGUUCUACGGUAGCCCUGCCUCGGCCACCGCUAUGCGUUGUACGGGUGUUUUUUUUCCCCCCAAGUGGCAAGUCCCCGCGGACCGCAGGUUAUACCCUGCAUCAAGAAGCGGUCGCUGUGUCUGUGUGUGCAAUGUUGCUACCAUGUUCGCAGGACUUGUGUAAGAAUCUCAUCAGGGUCGUUGCGGUCUCUCCACCAUUAUCAAGACACAAGCGGACUUAGUUUUCAACGAGCUGUCCGGAGGCUUUUCUUGCGCAUUCUUUGGAAUACGUUUUCCGUCGACUCUCUGAAGCCGGUCGUUUUCAUUUUGUGAGGGCUUUGGAAUUCGUAUUUGGCGGGGGAAAUGAUCAAACUAGGGAAUAAGAAAAUUAACUUCCGGUGUCGAUAUGACAACGUUGUCCAAGUCUCUUGUCCACCGAAUGGAGGGAUCUCACAAUAGAAGAAUUCUUGUGGACGUACUUUGGUAUGCAUUUAUUUGAGUGUACUUUUAGGGUAAGUCAGCCUGCGACCACGGGAAUCGACUGCGUCCAGUGUUGGAUCAGUGCGGACAUACGAAGGUACUGGGUCGACAGAGAUCUGAACGGUUUAUAUGUGAAGACGACAUCAACAACAAUCCAUCCGCGCGGGUCAUGAUUGUUGUCCAGCCAGGGCUACUCCUCUACGGCUGGGAAAGGUUGUGAAAGCGGUCCCGCACCUUUCCGUCCACCAGACCGUCGCAGCAAGGGGUAUGUCGCAGGAUUGAUCGAAAACCAACAGACAUACGUGUCACCCUUUCCCCGAGGUACAGAUUCCGCUACCGAUAGAGUUGUUGUUUGUCUUCACAUUAAACCGUAUGUCAGUUGCUAAAUGCCAAAAUCUAGCAAAAGACUCUCAGCCCGUGGUCACGAAAGUGCUAGAGCCAUCUGAGGAUCUAAAGAACACGCACACAUCUGACGAGAAAAAGGUAUGCAAGAGCCCGAAGAGGUACACCUAAAAAUCCCUGCAGCACCGUAUGCGUGCCCAAAAACUGAACUGCACGUCCGUCCCACCGUUCGACUACAGUAGCAUCACCCCCUCCCUGUCCCACUCUAUACCAAAACGGAAGAUUGCCGACUACAGCAUAAUGCUGUCUGAAGUGC